UUUAUUAUUACAAUUAUUUAUUUUUGUAUUAAUAUUUAUUUUUGGUAUUUUAUUGUUAUGAAUAUUUUUUUUAAUAUGUCUAUAUAUUUUAUUUAUUUUUCAUGCAUUUGUUUUCAUAUUUUUAUUUAAUAAUUUAUUUCUGUAUAUUUUAUUUCCCCAUAGGCAUAGACAGGCCAAACAAUUUUCUUUAUGUGUGCUAUAAUAAUAACGACAUUUCCUUUUUUUUUUUUUCCAAAAACAAAUGUAUGUUUUUUUGCAUACUGGUACUGGAAUUUUACCCCCUAGUUCUUUCGUGUUGCAGACAGUAAUUGAUGUUUUGUGACUUUUCCCCCUUUCUUCAUUGUUUUAGUUUAAUGAUGGACACAAUAGGAAUGGUUAUUGAAGUCAGUGGGCUCCCAGACAUUGAACCAAACAAUAGCAUGAUUGACAGAAUAACCAUGCACUUUCUGAGGCGCAGUAACAAGGGUGGAGAUGUUUUAACAGUGAUUUAUCCCACUUCCACCGAAGGCCAGGCUUAUGUAGUAUUUGAAUCGGCAGAAGUACCUGGAGUUUUGGAACAUAGUCAUCUUUUGGAAGUGGAAAGUCGGUUUUACCCACUGGAAGUUAAAAGAGUGUACCAGCCUCAGCUGGACAUGUCAGUUGAAGCAUUCCUCAAUGCAAAUCUGUUCUCCAGUCAGAGAGAAAUCCUAAAUCUUCUUGAUAGCCAUGGCUUUAAGGUGUCAGAGACCAGAUCAGGGCAGCUGCAUUUGCAGGGCUCCUUUUUAAAGCUAAAACUCAUCCACUCCAAACUCAUGCAGCUUCUGGCUCAAGAAACCCAUCUUCAGAGAACAACACCUUCCCCUUACACUAAUGGCUACUCUAAAGGCCCGGUAUCCAAAUAUUGCCCCAAUGACUAUGAAUCCAUAUCUAAAUACACACUGAGGUACAACCAGACCAAUGGCAACUCAGUGUAUGUUGGGGCCAGUAGCCCAUCUACAGCAAUAACCUCAAGAUCCCCAGAGUUCCCAAGCAGUCUGCCAAGCUUCCGGAUGGUCUCUCCACCGGCUGGAAGCUCAAGCUUUGGAGGUUCCUGUAGCAGUCCUUCCAGAUUCUAUGAUGAUUCCAACACAAGCUCAGAGACCCCUUCUCCCAGGCAAACCGAGGUUUCCUUCCCUGUUGAACCAGAUGUGUUUAAAUACACAAUGCGCUUUGAAAAAGAGUUUAUUAAAAAAAUGGAAUUGGAUUAUAGCACUCAUAUUAAUCAUGAGGAUAAUUCAGGAGUUUUUACUGUUAAAAUUUUGGGAGGGGCCUUUGAGGAAGCAGCUAAAAAACUGUCUUACUUCAUGCAGGACAUCACCUCAUCGCUACGAACACAAGAAAUAGACCUGAAUAAACUUAGCGACAGUCAGCAGAGACUAAUUGCUCAUAACAUUUACAUGUUCAAAGACAUCUACAAAGUUUUGAUUUGGCAGGAAGGGCAUGUUAUUAAAGUGGUGGGAUCAUCGAAAGAUAGCUAUGAAGUGAAGCAAAGGCUUCUUGGAUGUGAGGUUGACAAUCCUGUGCCAAGCCAGUUGGUGAGGAGCUCGCAUUUGCGAAGCAGCAACUCUUUGCCAAGACAAACAACAAGGACUAGAAUGGAGGACGAUAGACUAAAUCCUGACAUUGUGCUUCAAGCUACUACUUUUAGUAGCACCUCUCCCUCACAUUACCUGAGAGACUCUCAGUCUGGGCAAGACUUACAACAGGAUAGAGGUCGUCAGCCCUCUAAACCCACUGCUGAACGCAGCAGACCACGUAGCACCUCUGAGUCCAGACAUAAAAAUAAAAAAACAGUAGACCGAUCUCUCCCAAAUGAUGAUCAGCAGGAUUUGACAACCCCUAGUGGAGUUAAGACAUCUAAACAAAAUCCAGCACCUAAAGGUUUUUCUUAUUUUCAGAUCCCUGGUGAUAUAAAAUCCAAAUUUCGCAAAAAUCAAAAGUCACAAAUUUCCAACGUAUGAAAUGACUGAAUCCAGUAAAUCUAUAAUUCAUAAUUUGACACAUCACCAUCAAUAUCUCCUUUAUUGUUAAACACACUUAUAAUUUGGUUUUGCAGCUUUUUUAGAACAACAUUUGUCAGACACCUUAUAAUAUUUGUGCUUGACUCUACUGUACAUUAAGAGAAGUACGAGCCUGAUCUAUAUUGACGAUUUUAUAAUCACAUCUAUUAUUUAAAUAGUACACGUUUAUAAGCACUUUGCAAUAAUUUCUGUGAUUGUUUUACAGUUAUUGUAUCAUAUGUAUAAAUCAGUAAAUCCAAAUGCGUGGUGCGAGAGUUUUUGUAUAACGUAUAAUGUGCAUGUAAGGGCAGCCGGGGGAGUUACUGGUGCCCCCUAGGGUAAGAUGGUGCCCUCCUAGGGAGUUGGUGCCCUACUCAGACUGCGUAAUAUGCGUAUAGGGAGCGGCGGUACUGCCUUCAUUGUUGAUUUGUAAAGACUCUCUCAUUACCAUGGAGACAGGACUCAAUGAGGAAGUGCCUUUUUAUGCAUAGAACAGGAAGUGAGGCAGGCCCUGUGGUUAACUUAGGGCUGAGCAUCUCCCUGUGUAAAAACGAAUGAAACGAGCUUAGGUCGACAUGUUUAAACGUUAGAAUGAGAUAAAUACAUUGAUGUGUAGAGUGCAAUUGUUUGUUUGUUUUUUUUUUCUUUAUGAUCUGACACUUAACUGAUUUGUGUUAACUGAGAAUAUGUAAUUUCCAAUAUUUCUGUAACAUACAGCUUUUUUAAUGUAGUGGAAUCCUGUAAAAAUAUAUAUAUAUAUGUUUUUACCUGUGGUUUGAUUUCGUCACUGUGAUUCAUCUUUUACCUUAAAACAUUUUCAGCAAUUUUGAAUGAUUAUUUUUAGGCAUUAUUCAAUGUGGACAACUUGGGACUCAAAUUGCUUUUCAUUGCUCAGAACAGAAAACUAAUGUAAUCAAACACAACUAUGCAAAACAAAAGGGCAACACUACAAUAAAAUUAAAAACACUGCAAACAUGAACUAAACAACCAACUGCAACUGACACAAACUAACAAUAAAAUAUAACUAUUUAACUUCUGGCAAAAGCUACAUUCUACAGUUUUUUUCAGAUCUUUGCUUGAUAAACUUAACAUUUUCACAUUUGAUUACAGUAGUAGUCUCUUUUAUUCAAAGUGACUUACUAGUGAGGAAUACUACAGUCCAAGAGAUCAUAAAGAAAAAAGCAUUGUAUGUGUUGCAAAGUUCCAAAAAUACACAAGAUCUACUGAUUUUCCAGCCAUAUAAUUUCAAAACCCACACCCUUUAAUUACAGGUGGUGAAAUUCACAGCUUUAGUCCCCACUCACAUCUCUAUCUAAUGCGUUUUAGUCAUCUGAUAAUUAGAGCUGGGUAUCGAUACAGAUUUCCCAAUUAGAUUUCUAUUCAUUUGGGUAUAUUUCAGAUAUCUCCGAGCUAAUGCUGAGAAUUAUACAGGGGACCUUCUUACUAGGUACAAUAUGAAAAUAUUAAUUUUACUAAUUGUAUUUUAAUAGUUUUUCAUCAUUUUGGUCACAUUUUAGCUUUUAAAAAAUUGAACAAAUCAAUGCAUUUAAUCAAUAAAUAUUAUAUUGAAUAUAAUACAUUUUGUUACAUUUUUAUUUUUUAACUGCAUAAUCAGAUAUUUACAUUGAUUUGUUGAGCACGUGCUAAAAACCGGUACUGUCUCUUUAAAGAAAUUCAGCAUUUCUGUAAACAGCGUCUUUAAAUGAGCGCAUGUUAACGAGAGCGACUCGAAUGGCUUUAUCUUGUCCAUGCUAUGCCUGAUUACAGUUAAAUGUUUAUUACUGACAGUAAAGAACAGAAAGAGUAAAGAAACAUUAUUCAAUGACAAAUGGGUUGCGUGGAUCUUGUCUUUGGACACACAUUACAUGGAACAACUUUUACUCUCAAGAUGCGUUGAAAGUAUCUCGCUAUACUACUAUACUGCACAGUCACUGUUGAGGGAAAUCUGAAAAUUGACCAGCCAAUUACCAAAUAAUUUUUUUUUAGCCGCAUAGAGCGAAAUUUGGUUACAAAUGCGAAUGAUUUCCUCUCAUAUUAGGGGAGGGUUGCGCAUACAGUAAAAGAUAGAUCCACGGCUUUUGAGAAUCUAUAUAGUAUCGACUAAAUUUGACAAAAAACAAUUAAUUGAAAAUCAAUUAAUGUAAUAUUUUUUUGCCCAGCCCUACAAAUAACUCAUGUCACAGUACCUGGUUUGGGAGAACAUAGGGUCUGUAUUAGUUAUGUCCUGUGAAAUCUGACUCAUUGCAGCUCAUUCUUUGAUUUUCACAAGCUGAUUUCCACACUGUUGUAAUUGCAUAAACAUAAUCUUAUCCAAUGUGUUGCUCAGCGUCAUCUUAAGUAUUUUUACUUGUUGUCCCUAUCCAUGUAGAAUA
Myxocyprinus asiaticus (Chinese sucker) is the source of this 4390-nucleotide messenger RNA. RefSeq lists its product as uncharacterized. The record is from RefSeq and is a predicted model, not a curated record. NCBI's taxonomy places the organism in Eukaryota, Metazoa, Chordata, Actinopteri, Cypriniformes, Catostomidae. Bases 312 to 1979 code for a protein of 555 amino acids. The transcript is spliced from 3 exons.